Hibiscus syriacus is the source of this 1216-nucleotide messenger RNA. RefSeq names its product L-idonate 5-dehydrogenase-like. Lineage: Eukaryota; Viridiplantae; Streptophyta; Magnoliopsida; Malvales; Malvaceae. The record is from RefSeq and is a predicted model, not a curated record. Gene Ontology annotation, molecular function: oxidoreductase activity, acting on the CH-OH group of donors, NAD or NADP as acceptor; zinc ion binding.
CAAAGAGUAUGGAGUGUGAAGCUCAGUUUAUCUUUACAGGAGGAAGUAAGAGCCAAUGAUAUCAGAAAUGACAGAGGUUAGUGAAACUAAGAUCUGCAGGAAUGACGACGGAGAGACGAAUAUGGCAGCUUGGCUACUUGGAAUCAGAACCCUUAAAAUCCAACCUUACCUUCUUCCUCCACUCGGCCCUCAUGAUGUGGAAGUACGUAUAAAAGCUCUAGGCAUAUGCGGGAGUGACGUUCACUACUUCAAGAACAUGAGGAACGCGAAUUUCGUCAUGAAAAAGCCGAUGAUCCUCGGCCAUGAGUGUGCCGGGAUCAUAGAACAAGUAGGGAGCCAAGUGAAGUCCCUAGCCAUCGGAGAUCGCGUCGCGUUGGAGCCCGGCAUCAGUUGCCAAAGAUGCAAUCUCUGCAGAAACGGUCGUUACAAUAUUUGUCCAAAAAUGAAGUUCUUUGGAUCUCCUCCAACUAAUGGUGCUCUUGCCAAUAAGGUGGUACAUCCUGCAAAUCUUUGUUUCAAACUACCCGACAAUGUGAGCCUGGAAGAAGGUGCGAUGUGCGAACCGCUCAGCGUCGGAAUCCAUGCUUGUCGCCGGGCAGAAGUAGGUCCCGAAACGAAUGUGUUGAUCGUUGGAGCAGGUCCCAUAGGCCUUGUCACUUUAUUGGCUGCUCGUGCAUUUGGAGCACCCAGAAUCGUCAUUGUCGAUGUCGAUGAUUGUCGUCUCUCGAUUGCAAAGAAACUUGGUGCAGAUGAGUCUGUUCAAGUGUCAACCAAUAUUCAGGAUGUGGAUGAAGAAGUGGUGAAGAUUCAAAACGCCAUGGCUUGCAUUGAUGUGAGCUUUGAUUGUGUUGGCUUCAACAAAACCAUGUCUACUGCUUUGAGUGCCACCGGAGCUGGCGGCAAAGUCUGUCUCAUCGGAUUAGCGCAGGGCGACCUAACGAUCCCUCUCACUUCAGCUGCUGUGAGGGAGAUUGAUGUCAUUGGAAUAUUCCGGUACCGGAACACAUGGCCGCUCUGCAUCGAGUUCUUGAGCACCGGGAAGAUCGAUGUGAAGCCGCUCAUUACUCAUAGGUUCGAGUUCACUCAAAAGGGUAUAGAAGAUGCUUUCCAAACCAGUGCCGGUGGCAGCAAUGCCAUUAAAGUCAUGUUUAAUGUGUAAUUCCAUUCUUAGUCAAAAUAUGGUAGAGUGGACUACAUAUGGAGGGAGUUGAAAGAU